Chroicocephalus ridibundus (black-headed gull) is the source of this 858-nucleotide messenger RNA. RefSeq names its product small integral membrane protein 8 (gene SMIM8). Lineage: Eukaryota; Metazoa; Chordata; Aves; Charadriiformes; Laridae. The record is from RefSeq and is a predicted model, not a curated record. The transcript has 3 exons. The coding region runs from base 304 to 582 and encodes 92 amino acids.
GCGGCCGGGGAGGGAGGCAGAGGGCGCGCGGGAUGGCGGUCGUUGGACGCGGGGCGUUAACCGCCACCCGCCUCUUCCUGAGGCGUCGUUGGAGCACGGCAGCGGUGGCCUGGCCUUGGUCGUUAUGUCCCGGGUGUCCCCGCUGGGCUUUUCCUUUAGGGAAAUGGCCCCCUUCGUCCCCGGCCUAAACCCAGUAUCGGCGUCAGGAGCCCCCUCACCGCCCGGGGGGUGGUUUCUGCCCUUUCGCUCGCCGCCCUCUGGGUUUGUGCUGCUGUGGGCAGGAAGUAUUCAACAUUAAUUAAAAUGUCUUCCACCAAACCUCCAAAUGAAAAUGAACUACCCAAAGAGAGGAAACCAGGACUGAGGAGUGUUCAAACAACUAUGCUCUUCCGAGCUGUGAACCCAGAGCUUUUCAUUAAACCUAACAAACCUGUGAUGGCAUUUGGACUCAUAGCAAUUAGCCUCUGUGUGGCCUACCUUGGUUAUUUGCAUGCAACAGUAGAGAAUAAAAAGGACCUUUAUGAAGCAAUCGACAGUGAGGGGUCCAGGUAUAUGAGGAGGAAAACUUCCAAGUGGGACUGAGAACUAAGGAAGGAAAUAAGCAAAUUACUUCCAGAACUUUUUCAAGGCAACUGCUAUUUUUUUUUUGUCCAUUGAAAUAAUGAAUAAAUGUCCUUGCUAUUUAAUCCAAUUUAAGUUCCUUUAUAAAAUGCCAUGCCUGUACAAAUAAAUUGCAAUUAAGAUACAUGCGAACAUAAAAAUAAUUUUAAGAAUUGUUGUCUGCGAUCUCCUGUGUGUCAGAAGACAUGCAAUUAACUCCAAUGUGCAGUAACGACCAGUAAAUGCCGUAGAAAUGUA